Molecule: messenger RNA, 1229 nt
Organism: Lolium perenne
Lineage: Eukaryota; Viridiplantae; Streptophyta; Magnoliopsida; Poales; Poaceae
Product: protein OSB2, chloroplastic
Biological process (GO): mitochondrial DNA replication; positive regulation of helicase activity
Cellular component (GO): mitochondrial nucleoid
Molecular function (GO): single-stranded DNA binding
Source: RefSeq, a predicted model, not a curated record
GAGUGGAAAGGAAAGAAAAAAUCCGAAAUUAUCGCCAUGGCUCACCCUCUCCUCGCCGUCGCCUCCCCGCUCAAAACCCUAAACCCUACCUUGAACCCAACCCCCGGCAUCAGCAGCCGCCGCCGCCUCCUCCACAGCCACUCCCUUCUCCGCGUGCCGCCGCUCCUCUCGCGAAGCGGCCGCCUCCGCUGCUCAGCCGGCUACGGCGACGCGGCCGCGCCGCAGCAGGCGGCUCCGACGACGCCGCGGCCGGCCGAGAUUCCGUGGAGCAAGGAGCUCUGCAACUCGGUGCGGCUUAUAGGGACGGUCGGCACCGACGUCGAGCUGCGGCAGCUCCCCAGCGGCGCCUCCGUCGCCCGGGGCCGCAUUGCCGUCUGGAAGUCCGCCACCGAGACCACAUGGGUAACUCUAGCAUUUUGGGACGACCUGGCUGUUACAGCCUCUGAGCAUGUGAAACAAGGAGACAAAAUAUUUGUUUCUGGACGACUUGUAUCCGAUACUGUUGAGGAGGGGCCUGAGAAGCGCCAGGUUUACUACAAGGUUGUUGUUCAGGAGUUUAAGUUUAUUGAGUCCUUCCAACCUGUGCGAUUAUAUGAACCAGAGUCAAGCCAGGAUACCCAAGGUGGAAAGCAUGGAAAUUAUGUUGACAAUGAUUUUACCUCUGGCUCAACUGGGAAUAGAAAAGGGGAUUACAUGAGUUCUUCCUCUCGUUCAACUGAAGCACUGUGGCAAGCGUUCUUCGCAAAUCCGCUUGACUGGUGGGAUAACAGGAAAGAUAAGAAGAACCCGAAGUAUCCAGACUUUAAGCAUAAGAGCACUGGCGAAGCGCUGUGGGUCGAUGGGAGGAGCAACCCCAAUUGGGUUAUCUCCCAGUUGGCAAUUCUGGACUCGAGAAUGGGUUCUCUGCAAGACAAGGAGAGAAAACCAGUCUCUUUUAUGUAUGCUGAUGACUUCAUGAAAUCUGACGCCAACAACUAAGUUCAACUACGAGGGAGGAAGCUUCUGAAGUUCUGAUUCCCCAAUUAUCUAGCUCCACUAUCUUUCAUGUAGAAAGGCUGUGUUAUCGCUAAACUUCUCGUGUCUCAAUUUUUUUGUACAUAGGUAGGCCCUGGAAGCUUUAUUAGCGAGGUGCAUGGCCAUCUGUUCUAUAUCUGUCGUAAUGACAAUAUGUGAGUAUGACUAUGCACGAGAACCUCUACUAUCUGAGAAAUGGUACACCGGUUAAGUCC